Messenger RNA from Truncatella angustata, 4659 nucleotides. RefSeq lists its product as uncharacterized. The transcript has 3 exons. Bases 1 to 4659 code for a protein of 1552 amino acids. Lineage: Eukaryota; Fungi; Ascomycota; Sordariomycetes; Amphisphaeriales; Sporocadaceae. Gene Ontology annotation, molecular function: phosphatidylinositol-4,5-bisphosphate binding; actin filament binding. The record is from RefSeq and is a predicted model, not a curated record. Gene Ontology annotation, biological process: barbed-end actin filament capping; actin filament severing.
AUGUCGGAGGACGUCUCGCGGUUUCUGGAGCAGGUCAGAGAAUUAGGGGAUCGACGCGCCGAAGAAGACGAAGCGCGCUCACGAGAGUUAGAGGAGAAGAUCUUGGCUGACAGAAAGGAAAGACAAGCCCGUCGUGCAGAACGCGCCAGAUCAAUUUCACCACAGAAAUCAUCACCCGCCAACACGCCGCCGCCCGCAAAUCAUCGCAUGAUCGCGUCGGCCUCUCCACGACUCAAGUUGGACGACUCGCCCGUCAUUGACGCUGCUACAAGUCCCCAGACCCCAAGCAAUCCUGCUCAUGCCGAUGCCAUGGCGACUCAUACUCUCUAUUCCGAGUCAGCCUCCAAGGAGAACGAGUCGCCAUAUGACGCCGAGGACAAAGGAGUGGGUAACCCUGUUUCUCCGGCCCGAAGUGCAACGGUCCGAGGUUUGAACUGGCAAAGGAGACCCAACUCCCAAGCAUCAAACGGCCCCAGGAGCCGCCCGUUGUCCAUGUUCGCAGCCGAAAACGCGGCCCGUUCGUCGACCACUCCGUCCGAACCUACUUCAGCCACAGAGACCGUCUCUAGAGACCAAAUUGCUCAAUCCUUGCUGUCAAAAGAUCCGUCGUGGUUUCGCCAAACCGCCGAUCGGGGUGCUACUUCUGAGGCUUACAGAAAGAAUCAAGUGGAAGAUGCCGAACGGACAGAUGUGUCUUCUGGUAGGGCUCAACUUCCUGGCAUGGGUCGCCGACCUUCGCAGAAUCCUAGCAGGGAGGUACCGAGCCCAGUGUCUGACUCGCCGAGCCUGCCCGAGUUACCUCGCGGGCUUGGGUCGCCUUUAUUUUUGACCAACACGCAGAAGCUGGAUGCUCCCAAUAACGAUGAUUCGACGGAGGUUGAUGGAAUUGUGGAAAGGCAGCCUUUGAUGUCUCCUCCGCUGGGCCUCGCAUCGCCAAGUCGAGGCGACAGACCAGUUUCGCCGACCAAGGGCAUCGGCGGUUUCGUGCAGAGUGCUAUGAUGAAGCGCAAUGACAGUGUGAACAAGCGAUGGAGUGUCCAGUCCCCAGGGGGCCUGCAGCGCGCAGACUCUGCUGUGUCUAAUCGUAGCAGCUACAUUGCUUCUCGUGGUAUGACGGGUCAGUCUAGACCAACCAGCAGAGGGCGAGAGUAUUCGACGGACAAUAUCUCGCGGCCAAGCUCAAGCCAAGGCAAAUCAGAACCCCAAGCAGAGGAGUCAAUCUCCAGGGAAACCAGCGAUCUUAGCAAGCCUAGUCCCGUACCUUCACAAGAGGCUGAGCCGCCGAACGAUGAAAAGACGACGCCGCCAACAAGUCCAUCCAAGACAAUGGACUCGAGGAGAUGGAGUCCUACUAAAGCUAGCUGGCUUGAGUCUGCUCUUAAUAAGCCUGAGUCUCCUAAGCCCAAGGCAGCUCCUCAGCCUACAAACCAGCCUGCGUGGUUGGCAGAAAUAGCCAAAGCGAAGGCGCAAAAGGCCGCGAAUCCUGGCGGGGAGCUUUCACGUGCUACUACCAUUUCACACAAGCACCAAGUUAGUAUCGGGGGCCUUGCACGUGCAAAUGCUCCAGGUAUUGGCGCUUCGCCCACUAUAGCGACUCAUCGAACCGGUGGCUAUCGGAAUAGUAUCUCGGAGCCUUCCGCACCUGUCAUAGCAACUCACCGGACUGGCCCUGGUCGAAAUACGAUUUCGACUCCGUCGCCGGUUGAAAAAAUAGAAACCAACACCAGUCAAUCUGUCGAUCGCGCCGGAACAAGCGCCUCUGUGAACACGGGCAAGUCCAAGCCCGAGACACCGCCAAAGAAGGACUUCCGAGCCAAUCUGAAGUCCAGACAGCCUCCAGCCGCGAGUGACCAGGGAAAUACUGAUUUCAGAAAUGUCAUUGGCAGCUUACGGCGAACUACAAUAAAAAACUACGUCGCACCUGAUGAACUGAAGCACAACAUUCUCAGAGGCAAAGCAGGUCUAAAUCUUACGGGUGGCCCAAAGAAGACAGAGCGCAUAGAUGAGUUCAAGGAAGCUAUCUUGGCCAAGAAAAAAGAGUUCGGCACAGUCCAGUCUGAAGGCCGCGGUGUCACUCGCAGCUCUAGCACAGCCAGUGAGCAACCUGUCCCCGAAGGCUUGGUAAAACGAUUCGAAAUUGCCCGUCGCAAGACAGUCACACAAGAUACAGCAUCAUUCAACACAGCAACUGGUUUUUAUGGAAAACAAGAACCGACAUCACGUAUUGCUCCAGUGCAAGGUCGCCGACCCAGCAUUGGCAUUCAGCGAGAACCCGCAAGGGGAGUGGCGACCUCCAAGGUUGCUGACGGGCCUGUGCCGAUGCCUACAUCUCAAAAGGAGGCAAACGAGCCUGGUAGGCUUCAAGGAAAGGUUAGUGGAAGUGCGCUGGCAAACCGAUUCAACCCUGCUUUGGCAGGCCUGCUCGCUCGGGGUCCACCAAUAGCAUCCGGGCCACCACCCAAUGACACUGGUAGCACAACGGCUCAAAGGACGUCAUCUGCUCCUGGUGAUAGCAACACCGAACCUGGCAGCGGACCAAAGCUCACGCACAUGACUAAGAGCCGAGCCAGAGGACCUAAGAGAAAAGCCCCCUCGUCGGCCACUACGCCAGCUCCAGUCCCCAGCACAUCCGAGACACCAGCAGUAUCAACAGCCGACAAGACUGAGGAGUUGCGAGCAAUUGAACCGUCGUCGCCAGUUCUGGGAGACAAGCACGCCAACAAUCCAGCCACUAUCUCCAAACCGGAAGAUGCCUCACCUAAGGAGCUGCAAAGGGAGGACUACAGUUGGCAGCCCAAGCCCAAGCCCAAACCCAGCGCACUGGUCGAUAAUCCUAAGCCUUUGGCUGAGCCAGCUCGUGAUCAGACUACGAAACCACCACGUCCUGGGAGAUCUCAUGUGCGAACUAAGAGUCGGGUUUUCGAACAGGUUGCAGCAUUUGCCGCUCAUAGCAACCCAUCCUCGCCUACAAAACAGCAUGAGUCUGAGCAGACUGGUUCGCAACCUCCGUCGCCAAGGAAACUCGACCUAAGGCGCAUGUCCAAGUUUGGGGGAGAUUUUAGCACAGAGAAAUCACCCGAUCGUGAGACUGCUCAAAGUGUGAGGGCUCCUUCGGAAGAACUUGAGCCAAAGCCACUUUUUAGUAGACCAGAGACUCCGAGGACGCCGAAGCCGGAAGUCCGAUCACCACCUCAGCUCUCAAGCCGACCACUUCCAGAGCCUGAACAAUCAAGAUCGCCGCCGUCUUCCAUGACUUCCAAUUCCAAACGCCCUAGCGUACCAAAUGAAGGGUUCGCAACUUUUGGAGGCAGAGCUUUACCAACUAUUCCCCCUCAAUCCAGCUCAACCCCAGCUAAACCUCGGCCACUUUCAAUGAUGAUCCAAUCGACUCCGAGGCCACUCCCAACACCUGGAUCGAUGUCUCCCGCACCUUUAGCUUCUCCGAUGAGGUCACCUACAAAGCAGGCCGCAGAGACAACUUCUGUUUUGAAUGACUUCUUUGGGCCAAGCCGACCACGGCGAAACUACACGGUAGAUGCUGCACAAUUGCUGAUGCAGAGGCCAAACGUAGCUGCGCCUACGAUUCAGAGCCUAAGCGCGCAACUUUUCCAGUUCUCUGCGGACGGCAAAAAAGUACCUGUGGCAGCGCACCAUGAUAGAGUCUUGUUCGAGUGUGAGAUGUACUUGUGUUCGCAUACUUUUAACAAUGAGGAUGGGAAGAAAGUAUCUGAGGUCUACUUUUGGGUUGGAGAUGAGGUGCCAUCGUCUAUCGUAGAAGAUGCAUCCAUCUUCGUGUCACGUGAAGCACGAGCUCUUGGUGGAACGCUCGUAGGCCUCAGUCAGAACAAGGAGACUCCUGAAUUCAUCGCAGCUUUAGGCGGAAUCGUGAUCACCCGUCGUGGAUCCAGCAAUAAGUACGACUCUUUGGCACCUCACAUGCUGUGUGGUCGACGGUAUCAGGGGCAAAUUGUUUUCGACGAGGUUGACUACACCCCCGUUGGCCUAUGUUCCGGAUUUCCCUACCUCAUCACUAGUUCCGGCAAGUGCUACCUAUGGAAAGGCAAGGGUAGCGGCGCAGACGAGCUUAGUUGUGCACGUCUCAUAGGCAUGGACUAUGCUCUGUCCGGUGAGCUCGAGGAGAUCGAUGAUGGUCGCGAGCCCGCGCACUUUUGGAGCCUCUUUGGCGGUGGGUCAAGACUUGGUUCCGCCGAUCACUGGCGUCUGAAGCCGAACUACGAUAUGUAUACCAGCAGACUGUUCCGCUCAGAUGCAUCUUCAAAGCAGCAGAUCGUGGAACUUUCACCAUUAUCACAGAAAGAUCUUAAGAAAACAGGCAUAUAUGUACUAGAUGCGUUCUUUGAGUUGUACAUCAUUGUCGGUGCCAAUGCACAAGCACAGUAUGCAUCGUUCCACAAUGCACUGGAGUUCGCGCAAGAAUAUGCAAUUCUGGUUGCUGGCAUGGAAGAUCGGCCUUUCGUUCCCGUGUCGACGGUUAUUCUAGAGGGUAUUCCAAAAGACAUGAAGAGUGUUUUCCGAAAGUGGCGUGAUGCCGACAGCCCAACAAUCAUGAACCCCUCCGGAGGUGGCACUGGUCUGCGACGAGGGAGGAGUUUGAGGGUUGUUCCACUAAACACAGCUCUGCUGGCGUUGAGAGACUAG